Molecule: messenger RNA, 1383 nt
Organism: Sphaerodactylus townsendi
Lineage: Eukaryota; Metazoa; Chordata; Lepidosauria; Squamata; Sphaerodactylidae
Gene: EIF3I
Product: eukaryotic translation initiation factor 3 subunit I
Exons: 11
Coding region: 138-1115 (325 amino acids)
Biological process (GO): cytoplasmic translational initiation
Cellular component (GO): cytoplasm; eukaryotic translation initiation factor 3 complex, eIF3m
Molecular function (GO): protein binding; translation initiation factor activity; RNA binding
Source: RefSeq, a predicted model, not a curated record
UGCUUCCGGCGUCAGGGGAAGGAAACAGGAAGUAAGGCCCAGUGAGCCGUGCUUGCCUUUUCCCACCUCCACUUUUCUGCUCUGACUUCCUUUUCUUUCUCGUGUGCUGUUGACGCCGGCCUUGCCUUACCGUAGCUAUGAAACCUAUCCUGCUUCAGGGCCAUGAGAGGGCGAUUACUCAGAUCAAAUAUAACAGAGAAGGUGACCUGUUGUUCACAGUGGCCAAAGAUCCAAUUGUCAAUGUUUGGUACUCUGUCAACGGUGAGAGGAUGGGCACAUACAAUGGACAUACUGGAGCUGUCUGGUGUGUUGAUGCUGACUGGGACACGAGGCACGUGCUAACAGGUUCUGCAGACAACAGCUGUCGUCUCUGGGACUGCGAAACAGGCAAGCAGCUGGCUCUGGUCGAGACCAACUCCGCUGUCCGGACUUGUGGCUUUGAUUUUGGAGGGAACAUCAUCAUGUUUUCCACAGACAAGCAAAUGGGAUACCAGUGUUUUGUCAGCUUCUUUGACCUGCGGGACUCCAGCCAGAUUGAGAACAACGAGCCUUAUAUGAAGAUUCCAUGCAGUGAAUCCAAAAUCACCAGUGCUGUGUGGGGGCCUCUCGGAGAAUUCAUCAUUGUGGGGCAUGAAAAUGGAGAACUGAACCAGUUCAGUGGAAAGUCUGGGGAGGUCCUCGUGAAUAUCAAGGAGCACACAAAACAGAUCAAUGACAUCCAGACCUCCCGAGACAUGACUAUGUUCAUCACAGCUUCCAAGGACAACACAGCCAAGCUGUUUGACUGCACGACGCUUGAGCACCUGAAGACAUUCCGGACCGAGCGGCCGGUAAACUCAGCUGCGCUCUCACCCAUCUUCGAUCAUGUGGUGUUAGGUGGUGGCCAGGAAGCCAUGGAUGUGACAACUACUUCCACUAGGAUCGGCAAGUUUGAGGCCAGGUUCUUCCAUUUGGCCGUCGAGGAAGAGUUUGGAAGAGUCAAAGGUCACUUUGGGCCCAUUAAUAGUGUUGCUUUCCAUCCUGAUGGAAAGAGCUACAGCAGCGGCGGUGAAGACGGCUAUGUCCGUAUCCACUAUUUUGAUCCCCAAUACUUUGAGUUUGAGUUCGAAGCCUGAAGAGGCUCCCUCCUACUCCUCUCCCCCUUUCUACAGCUGCCCUUCCGGGCUCUUUAAUCUCACCAGGGCCUGAGGUUGGGCUUGUUCCCAAGGGAAGCACGGUGGAGCCACCUGAGACGAGGCAGAGUGCGCACUGGUGGCGACUGCAGCUUGUCGCCUGGUCCACCUCUCUGCUUCCUCAUGGGGACUGUGGAUUUCUUACCCUUUUGGCAUAUUUAUAGAAGUACUACAAAAGGAAGUAAAAUAAACACUCUUUCUCCAACCCAAA